Messenger RNA from Strongylus vulgaris, 351 nucleotides. Lineage: Eukaryota; Metazoa; Nematoda; Chromadorea; Rhabditida; Strongylidae. The record is from the annotation of a GenBank genome assembly.
AUGGUGUCCGGAAAAAAUAAUGAAACGGAAGGACUCGAUGGCAUUUGCUUCAACAUUUCGGAUGAGAAGUGGAUGACAAAUGGAGCCCAGCUCGAUAUGUUGGCCAGGAUUGGAAGUAAACUUUGUUCGCUGGGCCCCAUUGGCCUGAUCAAUUUUGGUGUAAGCGACGAACAUGUUGAAUUUGAUUGGACUGCUGUGGAAAAAGUGAUGGAUGCAAGGUUUAAGCGCAAGACAGAGCUGUUAAAAUCAUCAGAGCUAACUGUUUGGUACCAUCACAAGAAAGCCAGCGAUUUAGAUGAGUUACCAACAACGGCGCGUGAAAGCCCUUCAUCGGAUAAGGAAAAUCGUAGC